This is a messenger RNA of Dentiscutata heterogama, 157 nucleotides long. Lineage: Eukaryota; Fungi; Glomeromycota; Glomeromycetes; Diversisporales; Gigasporaceae. The record is from the annotation of a GenBank genome assembly.
GACUACUGACUCAGUAGAAAGAGUUGGUCACGGAAUUCCUGUCGUUGAAGAAAUGGCUCAAAUAAUAGUUCAAGUUCCGAGAACAUUUCAAGCUCCAAUAACAUUUCAAGCUCCAGUAACAGUUCAAGUUCCAAUAACAUUUCAAGCUCCAGUAACA